AUGAGCCUCUUCGAAAGUCUUUUCAGAAUUUUUGUUCAGGGGGCCAGCCCCAUGCUGGGUAUGGUUGCUAUUAGCGGCUUUCUUUAUCUAAUUAUUGACCAUAUCCACAUCCCUCGAUGGUGGGAUAAAAAGGCCCAUCUGAUCGGACGAAAGAAUCCCGAGGGAAUAACUACACUGGAAUGCCCUUAUGAUUAUCUUCGGGAAAUAUACGGCAAGUAUCACUGGGCAGCGUUUGUCCACAAGUUAUCCCCGACCCUUCAAAAUGAUGACCCUCCCAAACACCGGAUGGUGUUGGAGAUUAUGGAUGCUAUCCACCUUUGCCUGAUGUUAGUUGAUGAUAUCUCCGAUGGGAGUGAUUACCGCAAAGGACGACCUGCUGCUCACAAAAUAUACGGCCCCUCAGAGACAGCAAACCGCGCCUACUACAGAGUCACCCAAAUUCUGAACAAAACCACCAAAGACUUCCCAAACCUCGCGCCAUGGCUCAUGCAGGAUCUCCAGGAUAUCCUUGAAGGUCAAGAUAUAUCCCUCGUCUGGCGCAGGGAUGGAAUUAGUGGUUUCCCUAUCGCCACCGCGGACAGAGUCGCAGCAUAUCGAAGAAUGGCUUCUCUCAAAACCGGUUCCUUGUUCCGUUUACUAGGCCACAUUGUCUUAGAGAAUGAUUCUAUGGAUGAAACUUUAACUAGGGUUGCCUGGCAUUCCCAGCUCCAAAAUGACUGCAAGAAUGUUUAUUCUUCGGAGUAUGCAAAGCUGAAGGGCUCUGUGGCCGAAGACUUGCACAACCGUGAGAUGACAUACCCUAUCGUGCUAGCAUUAGAUGCACCUGACGGUCGUUGGGUGACUGGGGCCUUGGAAUCUCCGUCGCCCCGCAAUAUUCGCAAUGCCAUGAAGGUCAUUCGAUGUGACUAUGUGCGGAACAUAUGCAUGAAUGAACUGGCUCAAUCCGGUGCCUCGGUUAAAGAAUGGCUGGAAUUAUGGGGUCGAAAGGAGAAACUGGAUUUGAAGGCAUGA
Penicillium verrucosum is the source of this 1011-nucleotide messenger RNA. RefSeq lists its product as uncharacterized. Gene Ontology annotation, biological process: isoprenoid biosynthetic process. The record is from RefSeq and is a predicted model, not a curated record. Gene Ontology annotation, molecular function: prenyltransferase activity. NCBI's taxonomy places the organism in Eukaryota, Fungi, Ascomycota, Eurotiomycetes, Eurotiales, Aspergillaceae. The transcript has 3 exons. Bases 1 to 1011 code for a protein of 336 amino acids.